UCCUCCCUUCUAGCUGACACAAAGAAAGGAAAAGUUCAUUCUGCAUGAUACAGUUAGCAAACUGUAUACAGUACUUGCAACAUCACCUGUGUCUGUUUAACCGCUGCACACAGACUGCUGUGGGAAGGAAGGAAGACAAGAGGCAAAACAUCACAAUGCUCUUAAUUAACCAGCUCCUUGUCAGCAUCAAUGGACUGGUGUUAGGCUUCCUGCUUCUGAUGCUGAUCCUGCUCUUCUUCAACCGAAGAAGGAGAAAGGCUGGAGAGCCCCCUUUAGACAAUGGUUUGAUUCCUUAUGUUGGGUGGGCAUUGCAGUUUGGUAAAGACCCUUUAAAAUUCUUGAAGUCUCAACAAAAGAAACACGGAGACAUCUUUACAUCCCAUAUUGCUGGCAAAUAUAUUACUUUCAUCAUGGAUCCGACCCAGUUUCAGUAUGUCAUUAAGCAAGCCAAGCAUCUUGACUUCCGUGAGUUUGCUAAUGAAAUGGCUUCCAGAACUUUCGACUACCCACGCAUAACAGAAGCAAAGUUCCCUCAGCUACGAGACAAUAUGCACAGAAUAUAUAAAAUCAUGCAGGGUAGGGCAUUGGACAAACUCACUGACAGCAUGAUGGGAAAUCUACAACAUGUAUUCAAAUGGAAAUUCUCACAAGCAACAGAUUGGAAAAUAGAAAAAAUGUACCAGUUCUGCUGUGGUAUUAUAUUUGAAGCCAGUUUUAUGACACUCUAUGGAAAAGAUCCUGUUGCAGAUGGUCACAAACUUAUUAGCGAAAUCAGAGAAAAUUUUACAAAGUUUGAUGCCAAGUUCCCCUAUCUUGUCAUAAACAUACCAAUUUCGUUGCUAGGAGCUACCAGGAAGGUUCGUGAAGAACUGAUACAUAUUUUCUUCCCUAAUAAAAUGGCAAAAAGAUCGGAAGUUUCAGAACUUAUCCAAACCAGAAAGAAUUUGCUCGAUCAGUAUGAUGUGCUUCAGGACCAUGACAGAGCAGCACAUCAUUUUGCCUUCCUUUGGGCCUCUGUGGGGAACACGAUUCCAGCAGCAUUUUGGGCUAUGUAUUACCUUGUGAGGCACCCAGAAGCACUUGCUGCAGUGCGUGAUGAACUUGACCAUUUGCUGCAGUCAACAGGUCGAAAAAGAGGUCCCAACUAUGACCUCCAUAUCACCAGAGACCAGUUGGACAGCCUGGUCUUACUAGGCAGUGCUAUAAAUGAGUCCUUGCGAUUGUGCUCUGCUUCUAUGAAUAUUCGUGUGGUCCAGGAGGAUUUUGUUUUGGAGCUGGAGGGUGAUCAGGCAUAUAAUCUGAGGAAAGGAGAUUUUGUUGCCAUCUACCCACCAACUUUGCACAAAGACCCUGAGGUCUAUGAUGAUCCCGAGGUUUUUAAGUAUGACCGUUAUGUUGAAGAUGAAAAAGAGAAAACAACCUUCUUCAAAAAAGGCAAAAAACUCAAGCAUUACCUCAUGCCAUUCGGCUCAGGAGCUACCAUAUGCCCUGGUCGGUUCUUUGCUGUAAAUGAGAUAAAACAAUUUCUUGCUGUGAUAUUACUGUAUGUGGAUAUGGAAAUGGUUGAAAACAAAAUUAUUGGCCAGGAUAAUAGUCGCACAGGACUUGGUAUUCUGUUGCCCAAUUCUGAUAUAAAGUUUCGUUAUAAGCCACGGAAGUUUGACUUGUGAAGGUAUCUUAUUUUACAUUUCUUUUGUGGCUUUUCAACAAAUCUUUACCCUAUAUCAUACAAAUGUAUCAAGUUUAGUGAAAAUCAAGUUAUACUACUAUUAACCAAUGAACCCGGGAUAUUAAUUUAUAAUACUUUGGAAAUUUCAUAAUGAUCCAAACUUUCAGAAACAUUCAGUCUGUGCACACCUCCCCCUCCAAAAAAAAACAACAACCCUACAGCCAUUACAGAAAAAGUAGUAAACCAUAUAAUAUAUGUUUAUAUAUAGUUAAUACAGUGACUUUUUGUUCUGGCUGGGUCAUGCUAAAGGUAAAAUUACUCAACUCUUAAAAUGGAAAAUGCCAUGAAAAAUUACUUGACUUGAGAAAUAAAUACAAUGAGAUAUAAUGGUUUGUUCCAAAAUGGCGGAAAAAAAAUUAAUUACAAAAAAAGUCAAGCAAGCUGUGACUACAGUUGAUUUGGAGGAUUUUUCAAGUCCCCUAUCUUGUAAUUCAGUGUUUAACUACAAGUUAUUGUUUAGUGAAAUAAUCCCAUGGAGCAGCAUUAGCGGGAAAAAUGUUUUGUUUGUGUGGAAAAGGCCCAUAGAUAUUUGCUAUUUAUUAAUUUUACAUAUAUAGAUAUGUUCAUGUCAGGCAUUCUGCAUCUAUCAAAAUGCCAUGCUAU
Messenger RNA from Pelobates fuscus (common spadefoot toad), 2332 nucleotides. Its product is annotated as cytochrome P450 7B1. Gene Ontology annotation, biological process: cholesterol homeostasis; bile acid biosynthetic process. The record is from RefSeq and is a predicted model, not a curated record. NCBI's taxonomy places the organism in Eukaryota, Metazoa, Chordata, Amphibia, Anura, Pelobatidae. The transcript is spliced from 6 exons. The coding region runs from base 45 to 1670 and encodes 541 amino acids. Gene Ontology annotation, molecular function: oxysterol 7-alpha-hydroxylase activity; heme binding; iron ion binding.